Molecule: messenger RNA, 435 nt
Organism: Cavenderia fasciculata
Lineage: Eukaryota; Evosea; Eumycetozoa; Acytosteliales; Cavenderiaceae
Exons: 2
Coding region: 1-435 (144 amino acids)
Source: RefSeq, a predicted model, not a curated record
AUGAAUACCAAAAAACUUCGAGACUUUAAAGGUUAUGUAUAUUUUGAAGAGAAUUAUGCAAAAAUCAAUUUCCUUGGUAUAGAAGACAACUUUGACCUCAUCGAACCAAUUAGAGAAGAGAUCCAGUUGGGUAUUCCCAAACAACCCAUUGAUUUAUACAAUCAUUCACAAGAUGGCGAUGUCUUCUUGGACCCAACACAAAAGAUAGAUUAUGAAUUAGAAUUAAACUUCGAAAUCAACCUCAAACUGAACAAAGUAAGUAAUGAAAAAAAAGGUAUCAGAGUCAUAAAUCAUCUUUGGGCCGAACUCUUCGAACCUCUUUUACUAUCUGGCCACCCAAUCUACAUAUCGGCACGAUCAUCCUCGCUAGUUUAUUCAGAUAUUGUAUCUCCACAACCUCGAUGUUUUACACAAUUCUUUCGUAGAGCAGAUUAA